AUGAGGCAGCUGGAGAGGAGGCGUGUGAGUCUCUCUGCUGGGCUGAAGAUUGGGGAUCACCGCGGCUGCUGCCGGACACUGGAGGAGGAGGAAGUCCACAUCCCUUUUGCACAGGACAGCCUGGUAAAGCAGUGGAGCUCCAUGCAGAACGUGACAGACAGAAACCAGGAGAAAAGCGAGAUGCCCGUUCAAAGGAACAAGUACUUCCUCAACAUUAACGUGGGCGGCACGUUGUUCCACAUAGCGUGCAAAGUGGCAGCCCGAUAUCCCGUCACCAGGCUUGGGAAGCUGGCCAUUUACACAGACCCUGCGAAGAAGCUGCGGCUCUGUGAUGACUACUCAGUGCAGAAGAACGAGUACUUCUUUGACAGAGAUCCUUCAAUUUUCCACUAUAUCUUCCACUUCUACCGCAGCGGGGUCCUGUGGAUAAUGGACGAGAUGUGCCCCAGUAACUUCGUGGAGGAAAUCGAGUACUGGGGAAUCCAUCUGAAAUACUCCCAGCGCUGCUGCCGGAUCCUGUUUGAGGAAAAGCAAGAUGAACUCAGUGAGAACCUGAAAAUACAGAAGGAGCUGGAGGCAGAACUGGAGCCUCUGGAAUCAGCAGAGCAGUUUGAGGGCAAAUGCUUGGGGCAGUUUCGGAAGAUGAUCUGGAACCUCAUUGAGAACCCUUACUCUUCUGUCCCAGCCAAGAUCAUUGCUGUCAUGUCAAGCUUCUUUGUGCUCAUCUCCAUUGUGGGCAUGACACUGAGCACGGUGGAGGAGAUGAAACACAAGACAGGGAAGAAGUGGAUGGAGCUGCUGGAGAUGAUCUGUGCCAUCUUCUUCACUUCCGAGUACCUCAUGCGGCUCAUAUCCUCCUCCAGCUUCAAGAAGUUUUUGCGGGCGGCGCUCAAUGCUGUAGACCUGGUGGCCAUUCUGCCAUUCUACAUCCAGAUCCUCUUUGAAAAUCUGGACGAAGGAGACACCCUUUACCAUGAGGAGCUGCACCAGAUGGAGAAUGUGAGCAAGUUGGGCAAGGUCCUCAAGCUCAUCAAGCUCAUGAGGAUCUUCCGCAUCCUCAAGCUGGCACGCCACUCCACCGGCCUCCGGGCUUUCGGCUUCACCAUGCGCCAGUGCUACCAGCAGGUUUGCUGCCUCCUCCUCUUCAUCGCCAUGGGGGUCUUCACCUUCUCCGCUCUCAUGCACUCGGUGGAACACGAUGUCCCAGGCACCAACUUCACCAGUAUCCCCUACGCGUGGUGGUGGGCAGCGGUCAGCCUCUCCACUGUGGGCUAUGGAGACACCGUGCCUGACACGGUGCUUGGCAGGAUGGUGGCGUUUGGCUGCAUCUCCUUUGGCAUCAUCCUCAACGGCAUGCCCAUCUCCAUCCUCUACAACAAGUUUUCUGACUACUAUGCCAAGCUGAAGGCCCACGAGAACGAGACCAGCCUCUCCCUCAAGCUCUCCAGGAGGCUCCGCUUCAAGGAGCGAGUUCUGCGGAAGCUGUCAGAGUGCUGCGGAGCUGACCCCCGCUGCCACCACUGACCACCAGCCCCGCACUUCCCAGUGUCCUUCCCACCGAGCCCGCUUCCCUUUCCAGCGCCCAGCGAUGCCACAGGGGCACAGAGAGGGCUCAGGGUGCUGCUGGGCUGGGAGCUGCGGGCGCUGGCCACACUGGGGUGCGGAGCUGGCAGCCAGAGCAUCCCCGGGAACAGACCUUUAAUAAACCAGGCCAGAAUGGUUCGUUGGCCAGCCACUUUGCGUUAAGUGAGUGAACUGUUUGUGCUUAGGGGUGAGCAGUGAGCUGAAUUACCCCCCACUUUUCAGCACACCAGUAUGUCUGAGGAGGUGCUUUGCUGUUCCCUUGAAGUACGGCACAGAUUUAUGACCAUACAGAAACUGUCUUGUGCUGCUCGGAGUGCACGGCCGGGGCAGCAGGACUUAGCCUUGUCCCGCUGGGGCAAUUGGCUGGGCAGGGGGCAAGGAGUGGAC
Molecule: messenger RNA, 1971 nt
Organism: Cygnus olor (mute swan)
Lineage: Eukaryota; Metazoa; Chordata; Aves; Anseriformes; Anatidae
Product: potassium voltage-gated channel subfamily V member 2-like
Exons: 2
Coding region: 1-1524 (507 amino acids)
Biological process (GO): protein homooligomerization; potassium ion transmembrane transport
Cellular component (GO): membrane; voltage-gated potassium channel complex
Molecular function (GO): delayed rectifier potassium channel activity
Source: RefSeq, a predicted model, not a curated record